This is a messenger RNA of Falco peregrinus (peregrine falcon), 2037 nucleotides long. RefSeq names its product peroxisomal biogenesis factor 16 (gene PEX16). Lineage: Eukaryota; Metazoa; Chordata; Aves; Falconiformes; Falconidae. The record is from RefSeq and is a predicted model, not a curated record. Gene Ontology annotation, cellular component: peroxisomal membrane. The transcript is spliced from 14 exons. The coding region runs from base 1 to 1572 and encodes 523 amino acids. Gene Ontology annotation, biological process: peroxisome organization.
AUGGCUCAGCGCCGCCGCCCGCACCCCUCGCUCGCGCCAGACAAGCGCAGCCGGCAACUACCGCUUCAAGCAAUAGACCUGUCAGCAACACUUCAGAAACUCAAGGACUACACCACCGACAUCCCCUGCCAGCUGCUGCUUUUCCAGGCCCCAGGGGGCCUGUUGGAGAUCAGAGUGGAAGGACAGCAGGACAACAUGGUUGGGGAGAAUAUCCACUUGCCCACCAACUACCAACCUCCCAAGACAGAGCCAAGCAUCGACACACUGAGUCUCCUCCCCCACAUCCCGCUGCCCAGCUCUAACGCUGUCAGGUGCUCCCCCCGGCCCGCCGCCGUGGCCCAAGCCCGCCCCGUACCUGGCCCGGCCGCCGCUCCCGCUCCUUUAAACCCCCGCCCCGCCGCCCAUCGGCCGCUCGGCGCUCGGCCGCCGCGGCUGGCCCGCUCGGCUCCGCUGGGCUCGGCUAGGACGGGCUGGGCGCGCCGCGCAGGCGCGGUGGCGGCCCCGGAAGGCGCCGCCGCGGGAGCCAUGGCGGCCCCGGCCCUUUCCCGCGGCGGCCCCGUGGCCCGGCUGCGCCUGCUGUGCCAGCGCUACCAGGAGUACGUGAGACGGCACCCGGCCGCCACGGCCCAGCUGGAGGGCACCGUGCGGGGCCUCUCCUACCUGCUGCCAGGUCGCUUCUCGGACUCGCACGCGCUGUCGGAGCUGGUGUAUUCUGCCUCCAACCUCCUCGUGCUAUUAAACGACUGGAUUCUCCGAAAGGAGUUGCAGCGGAGCCUGCCUGUGUCGCUGCCCCAGCAGAAGCUGCUGACCUGGCUGAGUGUGCUAGAAUGCGUGGAGGUCUUUGCAGAGAUGGGGACAGCCAGGGUGUGGGGGGAGAUGGGCCGGUGGACCAUCAUUGUCCUCAUCCAGCUGGCUAAAGCCAUCCUUCGUCUCCUGCUCCUGCUGUGGUACAAAGCUGGCAUCCAGAUGUCUCCUCCUAUUGUGCCGUUGAACAGGGAGCAGCAGCAGCCUCUCCAUCCCCAAGACAUGGAAGACAGCUCCUCAGGGAAGGAUCAGACCUAUGUUGGUAGGCGUUCCAGCCGUGUUGUGCGCUCUCUCCAGAGCACCCCAUCCCUGCAGUCCCGGCACUGGGGGUCCCCCCAGCAGAGGGAGGAGUCGCAGAGCCGAAGAGCAGAGAGGAACCAGCCUCCCACCCCUCUGGGUCUCCAAGAAACCAUCGCAGAAUCCCUCUACAUAACCCGCCCUCUGCUCCACCUAUUAAGUUUAGGAGUGUGGGGCCAGAGAUCGUGGAAACCCUGGCUCCUCUCAGCAGUCCUGGACAUCUCGAGUCUGAGCUUGCUGAGUGAUCUGAAAGACCUGAACAGGCGAGAGCGAGCGGAGCUGAGGCGACGAACCAUCCUACUGCUGUACUACCUGCUGAGAUCUCCUUUCUAUGACCGAUACUCAGAGGGCAGGAUCCUUCUCCUUCUGCGCUUGCUGGCUGAUUAUGUGCCUGGAGUUGGCUUUGUCACACGGCCGCUGAUGGAUUACUUGCCUGCUUGGCAGAAAAUCUAUUUCUAUAACUGGGGCUGAUGCGAAGAUGAUGAUUAUUCUCUGCUAAGAUCAUGGCUGGACAUUUCUGAGGAGGGCAAGUAGACUGGGGGAGGGAUGUUGAUGAUCACGUCUAAUUUUCAGUUAAACCAUCAAUGAGAAGCUCCUGUUCUGCAGGGUGGGGAGGGGUGUGUAUGUAAUUUUUUUCAACAGAUCUAACUGUGAAUGAUGGACACUAUAUGCGUGGAGAGACCCUUCUGACCUCUUUCUCUGGACCAUUCUGUGGCUGCAGCGAUGGUGAUGGGACAACCUCUUUUUUUUAAGCACUUGAUUUUUCUCGUUUUGUACAGCAGCAUUAUAAUGAAGCCAGGCAGCGUAGUGGUUUUCUGGAGAGCAUUGUCUCCUACCUCAUGGCACUGAGGUUGACCUGCAGCCUGCUUGUGUUGGCCGUGCCUGGCCUAUCUGCUUGGACCUGGCUUGUCUGUCAAAUAAACUGAAUGGAAAGAA